This is a messenger RNA of Megalopta genalis, 6560 nucleotides long. Lineage: Eukaryota; Metazoa; Arthropoda; Insecta; Hymenoptera; Halictidae. The record is from RefSeq and is a predicted model, not a curated record.
CCAACCCAAUAUAAUAUAAUUCCUAAUCAUAAGAAAAUAAUUCGCGAACGCAUUUAGAUGUUCCGGUGUUUCGAAACGCUAUUUAUUAGCCGCCAGUGAAAAAAGAAUAAGCAUACUGGUACGUCGCAGAACGAUCGUUAACCGGUAAUCGUACGAAGGAAUCGACGAAUCUCGAAUUUCAUCGACUGCGAAAUCGUUAAGGGACUCGAUCGGCCGUUGUUCGCGACGGAACUUUUCGGUAGCGUCGAGUCGUCCUGUCAGAGGAAUGCAUUAGCGUCGCAUGCGUCGCGCACGUCUCGUGCCCGCUGGUGCAUGCCGGCGCAUACAUUAUUAAAAAACGCGAAAGGGAGGAUGCACUCAAAAUGCAGUACGCGCGGGAACGUUGCACCGUGCAGCGUGCACCGGUGGCCUGACACAGCUCCGGGUCCGGUAAAUCCUGACGACGCGCGUCGCCUCGCGUCGCUUCGAGUUUCCCGGCCGUGUCCACGGCGAUCCGGCCCACCGUAUCCGAUAGAGAUUGUUGCGAUACCCUUCUACGUUUGGGGUGCAAAUAAUGCGUAUAAAUAUUUACGCCCCUGCGGGGCCGCGGCGAGCUCUGUCGAUAUUCCUUUGACGCUGUCUACGACGAGAAACAUCGACACGUUUCUUUAAAUCACGGAUUCACCACUCUCUCUCUCUCUCUUCCUCUCUCUCUCUCUCUCUGUCUCUCUUUCUCUCUCGCUCGUUCCACUCUUUUUCGCUUAAACUAGCAGAGGGUUCGAUACACGUGUGCCUCAAAUACUGACCGCGGUACGACCGUUGUCACUUUUCUCGGUUCCCGGCCAACCUUUUAAUAGGUUCUACUUGAGGCACGGACCGCAGAGCUUUUUUAAAAAACGACCCCACGUUAUGAAAAAUUCAAGGGAAAUUCUUCGGUGUUUCAGUUCGAAGAGAACUCUUCCAGGAGAUAAAAAUUUGCUCGCGUCCGGUAUCUUGUUUAUCGAUACGGAACAUUUUUCUCUUCGUCGUCGCGGCGACAAAUAUCAUCGUAAAUGUCAUAAAACGAGUAGCAUUGUAACGACGAUAUGAAAUAACUAUCGCCGCGGAAAUCGAUGACCCGUAGAUGGGGCAGCGGUUGGACAACGGGAUCACGGCGAAGUCGUCCGAAGAAUUCGCGGAAUCUUCUGCGAGGCGUGAAGGAGCCGGAGAGCCGAGCGGAGCCGAGCGGCCGCCGAGGGAACGGGGAACAAUCGAUGCAUCGGAAAUCGACGGGGCCCGCGUAGAUGGUAUCUGCUGGGUGGCUUCCGGGAGCCGCGGUUCCCCAUCGCGAUCGAAGCCGGUCCGGAUCCUGUGCGCGAUGAGAACCGAGCUGGAUGCCGCCGCUGGAACGUUCAAUUAUCCCGGGCCGAAGUAGACCAUGCUCUUGGUCGCCGAGCGUUUAUUCGGAAGCCGACGGGACCGACUGAAUCGUUGAAUCGUUGAAUCCUUGAGUCGCUCGAAUCAUUGAAUCGACCGGACGAAGCCGCGCGGUCACGGGGAUCGCGCAGCGGAAUUGUUGCUAGAGGAGACGACGAUGCCGCCGAGGACGAUUGAUCUAGGUGCUCGCGCGUGUUAGUGACUCGCCAGUGUGAUCCAAGUGGGAUUAAGUGCAUCGCGAUGACACUGCGCCGCCUUCCAGCCGACCCUGCCCGCCGCACCACCGCUUCCGCCGGGAGAGGCAUGGAGCCGCGCAAGAAGCGUUCGCCGUGGCCCGCAGAAGUGCACGGGCCGUGUUCGAGGGUCACGGAGGACUUGGGUAACGAAUGCGGAAGUACGAUGACGCCGGAACGAUGGAGGAGACGGUCCCGCGUCGCGACGCAACACGCCCUCCGGCUGAUCCUGCAGAUUCUACUGAUACAGAAUUUCGCCGGCGCUCAGAUAGCCGAGUGCCCGCCUCCAGAGACCAUUCCCGGCUGUCCUUGUUACAAUUUCGAGGACGGUCUUUUCCUAGAAUGCGCUGGCGCCACGGAAGAGACCCUGAGGACCACGCUGCAGCGAGUUAUAAGCGCGGGCGGAGCGGGCACGAUGGUGCAGUCGUUGAACGUUUACGAGCUGGACAAGUCCGUGGAGGUAUUGAAGGAGGGCUGUUUCCCGCCGGACUCGCAGAUCAGACACCUGCAGAUCUCGCACUCGUCGUUGCGGGAGAUCAGCGAGAACGCGUUCCGCAACUUGAACGAAAGCUUGGAGUCGUUGGCCCUGGUGUCGAGCCGUUUGCCGCACGUGCCGCAGAUCUCGUUGGCGAAUCUGCCGAUGCUGGCCGGCCUGGACCUGGAAGCGAACCUGAUCCAGGAGCUGAGCUCGUACUGCUUCUACGGAUUGAAGCUGCUCAAGCUGACGUUGAAGGGCAACCAGAUAUCGAAGAUCUCCGAGUACUCGUUCGCCGGCCUGGAGAACACGUUGAGCGACUUGAACCUGGCCGAGAACAAGCUGAACAUGUUCCCAAUGACGCCUCUACGCAGGCUAGAGAGCCUGGGGAUUCUGACGCUGGCUUGGAACGAGAUCUCCGAGCUGCCGGACGACAGGUACAGUCAGCUGAGGUCGCUGAUCAUGCUCGACCUGAGCAGCAACAACUUCGAGAAGCUGCCCGAGGACUGCUUCAGGCCGUUCCCUAUUCUACAGACUCUGUUCCUCUAUUACAACUCGAUCGAGACGAUCCACAAGGACGCGUUCGUCUCGUUGAAGGACCUCGAGUACAUCGACCUCAGCCGGAACAAGAUCGUGUUCCUCGACGUGGCGACCUUCAGGGAGAACAAACGGCUGAGCAACGUCGAGCUCAGCCACAAUCAUAUUCACAACAUCGGCGGGGUGUUCGCGAGGCUGCCCAAGCUCCGCGAGCUCUACCUGGCGGAGAACAACAUCCUGGAGAUCCCGGGCGAAGCGUUCAUCGGCAGCGUCAGCCUGGCAGUGGUCUAUCUGCAGCAGAACGCCAUCCGGAGGAUCGACGGCAAGGGCCUGGCGACGUUGACGCAGCUGGCCCAGCUGCAUCUCAGCAACAACUACAUCGAGAACGUGCCCAGGGAGUUCCUCGAGCACUGCAGGAACCUGUCCUCCCUGUCCCUCGACGGCAACAAGAUCCGCGAGCUGCAACCUGGCACCUUCUUCAAGCUGCACCAGCUGAGAGAGCUCAGGUUGCAGGACAACCGCAUCACCGAGGUGAAACGCGGCGUGUUCUCGCCGUUGCCGGCCCUGCUGGAGCUUCAUUUACAGAACAACGCUAUCACGAACAUGGAGACAGGCGCACUCAAGACCCUGAGCAGCCUCCAACACGUGAAUCUGCAGGGGAACCAGCUGACGGAGCUGGGCGACGUCUUCCAGCUGUCCGCCUCGGAGUCGUCUGCCGGUGGAAGCUCUUUGGUGUCCAUCCAGCUGGACAGCAACGGCCUAGCCGUGCUGCACAACGAUUCUCUGAGGGGCCAGGCUUCCGUCAGGAUCAUGUGGCUAGGCCACAACAGGCUCACCUAUCUCCAGGCACCUUUGUUCCGGGACCUGCUUCUCGUAGAGCGACUCUACCUGACCAACAACACCAUCUCCAGGAUAGAGGACGGCGCCUUCCAGCCGAUGCAGGCGCUCAAGUUCCUCGAGCUCAGCAUGAACAAGCUCAGCCACAUCACGGCCAGGACCUUCUCCGAGCUGCACGAGCUCGAGGAGCUCUAUCUCCAAGACAACGGAUUGAAGAGGCUGGAUCCGUAUGCUCUGACCGCUCUGAAGAAGCUGAAGGUGCUCGACCUGGCCAACAACCAGCUGACCGUCCUCCAGAACGCCAUCUUCCAGGAGGGGCUGCCCAUCAAGACGCUGAACCUGAAGAACUGCUCCAUCGCCAGCAUCGAGAGCGGCGCUUUCCGCGGCCUCACCAAUCUGACCGAGCUCAAUUUGAACGACAACCUGCUCACAGCUUCUGCUCUCUUGAAUCUUCAUGUUCCCGAGCUGCGCAAGCUGGCGGCGUCCGGCAACAACUUCAGCGAGAUCUCGGAGCGCAGCCUGAACGGGCUGCCGUCGCUGCAGGAGCUUCUGUUGGACGACGCUCAAAUUUCCCAGCUGCCCGAAGACAUCUUCGUACUGAACCGCAACCUGGCCAAGCUGAAUCUCAGCAGGAACGAGAUCAGGAGCCUUCCGCCGGGCAUCUUCGACAGGUUGAAGUCGCUGAAGGAGAUCCGGAUGGACCACAACAGGUUCCAGAAUAUCUCUUACUCGGCGCUGGCGAACGCUCUCAACUUGGAGAUCCUCAUGCUGUCGAACAACGAGAUCGCGAACGUCGACGUGGCCAGUUUCGCCAGCCUGAAGUACCUGAAGGAGCUGGACCUCAGCCACAACCGCAUCGAGAAGCUGUCCGGCUUCGCCUCGGCCAACCUGUCCCGUCUGGUCUCCGUCGACCUCAGUCACAACAACUUGAACGCCCUGCCGGCUAAUUUCUUCGUUCACUCGUCCAUGCUGCGCAAGGUCGACCUGUCCGAGAACAAGUUCAGGAAGAUCCCGGCCGUCGGCUUGUCCGGCAAGAAUCUACCCAGCCUGACCUGGCUGUUCCUGACCAAGAACCCGCUAGAAACGAUCCGCGAUCUCUCAUCCGACGACAUGUACCCGAUCUUGCAAGAGGUUCAUAUUUCCGGAACGAACUUGACCAUCGUCACGUCGCAGGACUUCGAGGCUUUCCCGGCUCUGCUGCACCUCUAUCUGGACCAGAACAGCAUCCUCAGGAUCUCGCCGGGUGCCUUCAAACGUCUGCCGAAUCUGCUCACUCUGCAUCUCGGCAUGAACAGCUUGGAGAACAGCUUGCCGAAGGAGAGGCUCCAAGGUAUGGAGCAUCUGAGGAUCCUCAACCUGACGCACAAUCGGCUGAAGGAACUCGAAGAGUUCCCCAAAGACCUCAAGUCCCUGCAGAUACUGGACCUCUCGUUCAAUCAGAUCGGGAUCGUCGACAGGGUCACGUUCAACAAUCUGGUCAGCUUAGUGGAGCUGCAUCUUUACGGGAAUUUUAUCAAGGCGAUCUUCAGCGACGCCUUCAAGUCUCUGAAGAAGCUGCGAGUCCUGGAUCUCAGCAGGAACUAUCUGGAGAACCUACCGCUGAAUGUCUUUCGACCCCUGGAGACGCAGAUACGGAGCUUGCGCGCUGAGGAGAAUCCGUUGCACUGCGACUGCGAGUCGCAAGAACUCUGGGAAUGGUUGAGAGAUCAUCAGAAGCUGGUUAGCGGAGUGGGCGGCGGCCGUGGUCGGCGAAGAAACGGCGUCGGUGUCGAGAACGUCGAGGGCGGCCUGCUGAGAUGCGAGCAACCGCAGGAGCUUCGGGGCCAGGUUUUCGUCGAUCUCGAUCCGCACGCUUUCUGCUCGACCCCGCUGGUGCUGAAGCUCGCGAUCCAAGACAUCCAGCCGUUCUCCGUCCUGGUCUCCUGGCAGAGCAGAAACCACUCCGGGCUGUACGGUUACCAAGUGGCCUAUCACUCCCUGGACAAUGUCGACCAGGUUCGAUGGACGAAGCUGGAUCCGAAGGCCCGGUCGGUGAAGCUGACGAAGCUUGCGUCGGACACGAGGUAUCUGAUUUGCGUGCUGGGCCUGGGCAGCUGGAGCACGCCGAUCCCGGAGGACAUCGGUUCCUGGCAGUGGAACGCGUCCCACGACGACAUGACCGAGGGCUCGGCGCUGCCAGUGAUGAUCAACUCGAGGACCGGCCUCUGCACGGAGGUCCAAACGCUGGACGCUCCCGACUCGAUCGUCGGCGACGGGACGCUGAGCGACAGGGGCGGCCUGGCGACCAUCCUGACGAGGAGGCUGGGCCUGAUAGUGGGCAGCUGCAUGGGCUUCGUGGUGUUCGUGGUGCUGAUCUCUGUCCUGGGCUACAUGAAGAUGAAGAAGCAACGGUCCACGGAGAAGAGGGACCAGCCCCUGUCCUCGAACCCGCAGGCGUACAUGUCCUACAGGCAUUUCUCGCUGCAGAGCGGCGACAGGGCGGACAACGCCUGUCCCAGCUUCAUCAGCAACAUCGGCACCACGCCCCUGAACUCGUAGCACAGGCCGAAGGAGUUCCGCAAAGAGACUGAUCGCUGCGGCAUCGAGAUGAACAGCGUGCCGAAUUGCGAGGGGAUCUUCGGAUAGAGGACGACCAGGGUGCCAUGCGUUAUCGGCCGGCCCCGUCCGCCCCCCUGCGACAGGUCCGGCCCGCGCCCGGCCCGUUACGACGGACUGUUUUCGUUUGUUGAUGUAGCUGGGCCGUUCCGAGGCUGGCUGGCUGUCCGAGCGUCCGAUCGAGACAAGUGCCAAAAUUGAUGAGCCGCUGCGAAUCGAGCACCGGUUUCCAUUUCGAUGAUCGAAAAUAGAACGGAAACGGAGAUCCAGCGGUGUUAUUGGCUCGCCGUUGGCAGAUACGGGACGAGCGAUUCGUCGACUGGACACUCGAGACAUUCGAUGAACGAUCGCCCGACCGUUUAAGUAGACUUUUACCGAUACGAUCCUCCGACCAGCCACGAGAACCGAACAACGACGCGAGCGACCCCAUUUUUCGAACAUUCGAAUCUCUCCUACGAAGACUGAUUUUUUAACGACCGUUCCUCCCG